GUGUUCCUUGCUUUUGGGAGGUGCUUUAAAUCUGACUGCCAGAGCCGUGGGCUGCUAAGAGCAGAAGCUGGCUGCACGAUGCUGAGCUCAGGUCUUUCUCCCGUUUUCCUGCUGUUCACAGCGCUGGAGCUGAGCUGGUCCCUGAGUGAUGAAGAAAAGAAGAUAAUUGUGGAUGGACAUAACAAAUACCGCUCCCAGGUCUCUCCUCCUGCUAUGGAUAUGCUGAAGAUGAGCUGGGACACAGAGCUGGAGGCCUUCGCUCAAGCCUAUGCAGAGAAGUGCAUCUGGGACCACAACAAGGAGAGGGGCCGACGAGGAGAAAACCUCUUUGCUAUGACCCCAACCCUGGACCUGGAAUUCGCUGUGGAAGACUGGAAUGGGGAGGAGAAGUACUACAACUUGACAACCACCAUGUGUGCCCCUGGGCAGAUGUGUGGCCACUACACCCAGGUGGUCUGGGCAAGCACACAUCGUAUCGGCUGUGGGGUGAAGUUUUGUGCAAAGAUCGACGGUAUUGAAACAGAGGACAUGUACCUGCUUGUUUGCAACUAUUAUCCCCCGGGAAAUAUGAAAGGCCGAAAGCCAUACAAGGAAGGAGCCUCGUGUUCCCAGUGCCCAGACAGUACCUUGUGUGUCAACUCCUUGUGUGAACCCACUGUAGAAGAGACCACUACAUCCUCUGUGACAACAAAGGCAAGCCCAUCCACCACAACCACGGCCAAGCCAAAACCCACAACCACACUACCCACCACAACCACACUACCCACCACGGCCAAGCCAAAACCCACAACCACACUACCCACCACGGCCAAGCCAAAACCCACAACCACACUACCCACCACAACCACACUACCCACCACGGCCAAGCCCAAACCCACAACCACACUACCCACCACAACCACACUACCCACCACGGCCAAGCCAAAACCCACAACCACACUACCCACCACGGCCAAGCCAAAACCCACAACCACACUACCCACCACAACCACACUACCCACCACGGCCAAGCCAAAACCCACAACCACACUACCCACCACGGCCAAGCCAAAACCCACAACCACACUACCCACCACAGCCAAGCCAAGACCCACAACCACACUACCCACCACGGCCAAGCCAAAACCCACAACACCAGCACCCACCACAACCACACUACCCACCACAGCCAAGCCAAGACCCACAACCACACUACCCACCACAACCACACUACCCACCACAGCCAAGCCCAAACCCACAACCACACUACCCACCACGGCCAAGCCCAAACCCACAACCACACUACCCACCACAGCCAAGCCCAAACCCACAACCACACUACCCACCACAACCACACUACCCACCACGGCCAAGCCAAAACCCACAACCACAUUACCCACCACGGCCAAGCCAAAACCCACAACCACACUACCCACCACAACCACACUACCCACCACGGCCAAGCCAAAACCCACAACCACACUACCAACCACAGCCAAGCCCAAACCCACAACCACACUACCCACCACAACCACACUACCCACCACAGCCAAGCCCAAACCCACAACCACACUACCCACCACAGCCAAGCCAAGACCCACAACCACACUACCCACCACGGCCAAGCCAAAACCCACAACACCAGCACCCACCACAACCACACUACCCACCACAGCCAAGCCCAAACCCACAACCACACUACCCACCACGGCCAAGCCAAAACCCACAACACCAGCACCCACCACAACCACACUACCCACCACGGCCAAGCCCAAACCCACAACCACACUACCUACCACAGCCAAGCCCAAACCCACAACCACACUACCCACCACGGCCAAGCCAAAACCCACAACACCAGCACCCACCACAACCACACUACCCACCACGGCCAGGCCCAAACCCACAACCACACUACUCACCACGGCCAAGCCAAAACCCACAACACCAGCACCCACCACAACCACGUCCAAGCCAAAACCUGCAACCAUGCUACCAACCACAACCACAGCCAGGCCAAAACCUGCAAUCACACUACCCGCCACAGCCACAGCCAUGCCAAAAUCCACCAUGCCAGCAUCCACCACAGCUGCAGCGAAGCCCAAACCUACAACACCAGUACCCACCACAGCCAAGCCAAAACCCACCAUGCCAGCAUCCACCACAACUAUGGCCGAUUCAGAACCCAUCAUAGCAGCAACCAUCACUAUGGCCAAGCCAACACCCACCACAGCAACAUCCACCACAACCGCUUCUGUGGCCAAACCAAAACCCACUGCUACAACAUCAGCAAAGCCAAAACUCACCACCACACCACCAAUAUCUACCACAAUGAUGACAACCCUGCAACAGAAACCCACCACAACUACAAAGCCAGCACUCACCAAAACAGAAAGACCCAGUCCUACUGAGGCAGCUGGGCUAACGCGGUCCUUUGGGCCCACAUUAGACUCGGAUUAUGAAAUAUCUCCAGACACAGAGGCAGACACUAGUGAGCCUGUUACCCCCUUAACCACUGAGGAUCCCGUCUUAUUAGAAAUGGGCACAGCCUUCAGCCCAAAAUCAGUCCCAGAAACAAAGAAAGAUGUGAAAGAGAGUGGGAGAGAGAAGCCAGGCUUCUCCUUUUCCAGUCCAUCUCCAUCCCUCAGCCAAAUUAUUCCAGAGAUCAAGUUAGGUUUCAAUAAAGCUGAGCUCAUAACUCCCUCAAAGUCAGUGGUCUUCAGCCCCGAAGAGCCCACCUUCUUGCGUUUAACGUCAUCUUCCAAAGAAACAAAGGGGCAGAGCCCCGCUUUUCAGACCUCCCUCUCAGCAGGUGCCCUGGACACUGAAGAACUGGAAACAAACUCAGAUCAGACAAGAAUGGAGCAGCCCACGGCUGGAGCCCCCAGCACCUCCUUUGGGCUUUCUCUUUUCCUCCUGCCCAGCGUCAUCCUGGUGGGCCUUCUGCUUUGAACGGUCUUUCUCAGCUGUCCCUGCACCAGUUGCCAAGGCUUUCUUCAGCAUUGGUUGUCCCACAACCCUGGUAGGCUUGGGAGGCACCAUGGACAAUUCAGGUUAUCACACCUUCGGCUGGGCCUUCUUACGCUGGCUGACUUGCUCCAGCCCCAUUGGGCCAAGGGUGGUUGGCGGUCCCGUAAGCACUAGGUUCCCUACUUGAGAUCCAAGGGCAGGAGGGUGACUGCCAUGCUGGUGACCAUGGACACUGACACCUCACCUUUCUUCCCAGCCAGCCUGGGUUUCCAGUCUGUUUCCAAACUGGAAAUGAUAAACAAUCCCAUCUCCCCGUGUGGCUGGCAGGCCCUGCCUCACUGUUUCCCCAGGAAAAGCAGAACACCUUGGAAACCCAAAUGGAGAUGAGACAUGGUUGUUGGUUUGGUGUUUUUCUAUCAGGAUGAGUUUCCAACAAAAAUGCUCUUUUUUUUUUCCCUCUCCCAAUGUGUCUGUCUGUCAAUUUUGGUAAAGUUUCACCCUUGCCCUCCUUGUCCGAAAAGGGUGGUGUGUUUUUUUUCCGCAGGAGAGGCUUUCUAUUUACUUCCCGUUUCUGAUACAGCCAUGGCCAGUACUAUAAAGACAUACUCCUUUCUCCUCCUCACACCUCUACAACACUUGCCUCCUUCCUCGCUUCUCUCUGCUGUAUGUAUCCAUUCCACAGUCCAUUGCUGUAACUUCAUUUUACGCAUGUGCGUGCAUCUGUGUGCAUGCAUAGAAGAGAACUUGUCAGCACUAGAAAGGAGCUACUGGCUCCUUCAUAAAGCAUUUUUCUGCAUGAUUUCCCUCUUUGUGUAAUUUAAGUGUAUGAUGUAUUUGAAUUUAGAUACAGAUCCUGGUUGACAUAUAUUUCACAUGUGAUGGAACCUGGUCCAGGAGAAAAAAAACUGAUCAUGUGCCUUUGUACAGCUGGAGCUUGAGAGAUCCAAGAGAAUGAUGUUAGAGGUUAACAGUGGUUCCAGGGCUUGUUGCAGGACAGCUUUUGUUCUCUGGGACACUCGUGUCUUGUUCCCCCAUGUCUCUGCUUUGUUCAUCUUAAGAUUUCCAAAAGAAGGUGUGUUAAAUAUGUGGCAAGUUUUGCAGAAGGGACUAGGAGAAACAGUCCUUCCUCUGACUGUUGCAUCCUUUGGUUUCUUAAAGAUGAGGUGUACAAUGACCUGAGGUCCAAUAUUCCUGUCCUCCCCCAGGAUGCUGUUUUCUGUGCAUCCCCCAGGGCAUGCACUGAAUAAAUCCUGUUGUGAAAGCCA
This is a messenger RNA of Dromaius novaehollandiae (emu), 4214 nucleotides long. It is a transcript of the gene PI16, whose product is annotated as peptidase inhibitor 16. The transcript has 6 exons. Lineage: Eukaryota; Metazoa; Chordata; Aves; Casuariiformes; Dromaiidae. The record is from RefSeq and is a predicted model, not a curated record. Gene Ontology annotation, cellular component: extracellular region. The coding region runs from base 79 to 2931 and encodes 950 amino acids.